Messenger RNA from Culex pipiens pallens (northern house mosquito), 8732 nucleotides. RefSeq names its product RING finger protein unkempt-like. The coding region runs from base 245 to 2920 and encodes 891 amino acids. Gene Ontology annotation, molecular function: metal ion binding. The record is from RefSeq and is a predicted model, not a curated record. The transcript has 11 exons. Lineage: Eukaryota; Metazoa; Arthropoda; Insecta; Diptera; Culicidae.
CAGUUGGUGUCAAACCAUCGGGGUUUGAGUGUACACUUUUUAAAGUGGACCGGGCUUUGGGUUCACCUUUCGUUUUCACCUCAUCAUCUUGGGCGUUGAAACGGCGGAAACUGCAAGAAAAUUGUGUCCCGACUGCAGCAAACAGACGCUGUCAGACGCUAGAUCAGACUUUUGAUCAAAACAAACGCGCCCGCAGCGCCCUCGCAGCGACUUUGCAGCGAAGCUUGAAUAAACAAACCAUAAAAUGGCGUCGUCAGACCCGAAAGGAGGGCUGCUGAGCACCCAAACAGAAAAGCCAAAUCAUUACACAUACCUGAAGGAAUUUCGUGUGGAACAGUGUCCGUCGUUUCUGCAGCAUAAAUGCAACCAGCACCGACCCUUCAUCUGUUUCAAUUGGCACUUUAUGAAUCAGCGACGCCGUCGGCCAGUGCGUAGACGCGACGGUUCGUUCAACUACAGUGCGGACAACUAUUGCACCAAGUACGACGAAACGACCGGAAUCUGCCCGGACGGAGAUGAUUGCCCCUUCUUGCAUCGCACGGCCGGCGACACCGAACGUCGCUACCACCUGCGCUACUACAAGACGUGCAUGUGCGUGCACGAUACGGACGCGCGCGGGUACUGCGUCAAAAAUGGCCAGCACUGCGCCUUUGCCCACGGCAUCCACGACCAGCGCCCGCCCGUCUACGACAUCAAGGAGCUGGAAGCGCUGCAAGCGGCCGAGGCCAGCGGCGAGUGUCUGAAUGGACCGAACGUGCUGGACAAGGAGCGCAACCUGAUGAACGAGGACCCCAAGUGGCAGGACACAAACUACGUGCUGGCCAACUACAAAACGGAACCGUGCAAGCGGCCACCGCGGUUGUGCCGCCAGGGUUACGCCUGCCCGCAGUACCACAACAGCAAGGACAAGCGGCGUAGCCCGCGCAAGUACAAGUACAGAUCGACACCAUGCCCGAACGUCAAACACGGCGAAGAGUGGGGCGAGCCGGCCAACUGCGAGGCCGGUGACAACUGUCAGUACUGUCACACGCGCACCGAGCAGCAAUUCCACCCGGAGAUCUACAAGUCAACCAAGUGCAACGACGUGCAGCAGGCCGGCUACUGUCCGCGGUCGGUGUUUUGUGCGUUUGCUCACGUGGAACCUUACGUUCUGACGGAGGAGCUGACCGGCCGCGACUUGGACAGCCAGGCGCUCGCCCUUAGUGAUAUGAUUUCGUCGGUCCUCCCGCCAGACAACGGUUCGCUUAGCAAAAAGGACAAACACGAACUAGCGGUGAGUGUUCUAAGCUAUCUGGAGGCAGGACGGCAGGAGGCAGGAUUAGGAGGAGGAGGAGGAGGAGGAGGAGGAGGUGUUUUACCAUUUGAACUUGAACCGCAGAAUUUUCACUCGUUCUUCCAGCUGCUGCAAACGAACGGUAGCGGCGCCGAAAGUAGUGAAUCGGCCAGCACCAGCAGUCUCGGCUCGAACCAUAGUAAUUCACACAACAAAGCACCCGGUUCACAGUUACAGCAAAACAAGCAUAAUAAUUGCCUCCUGGGGGGCGCUUCUGCCGGUUCGGUGACGGCCGCCAAUUGCAAUGGCGCUAGCUUACAGGCCACAUUUUACAACAACGGCGGUGGUGGCGCUGCUAGCUCAUUGCUCUCCAACAACUUUCCGGAGUUUACACCAGAGCUGCGGGCACAGCUUUUAGCAAUUGACAACGAUCUUACGAUGGGCCCUCUGGACAAGGAACAACGAAAGCGCAUGUGUUACUCUGCAUUCAGGAAUUUCGCUUCCUCCCUGGACGGUGGCGUUUAUGAUAUGGCGCGACGUGACCCGAUGCACGGUUUAGACAAUUCAAUUUCCGCCGGAAUCGCCUCGUCCGGUUUGCUGGCGAGCAGCUCCGCCCCGGUCAACAUCCCCGGCUCCCCGAUGGCCAAUUCCAUCUCCGGCCUCCUCCAAGGAACAUCCGCGCCGGUCAACAUUCCUGGCAGUUCGCUGAGCAACAACUUUAGCCCGUCGUCGCACUCCAAUCUGUUCGGCAUGAGUGACGCGAUGUUCGGCGGCGGUGGCAACACGGCCCAUCACAUUGGCAGCAGCUCGGCACCGAAGCUGGCGAACUCGUUCGGCCACAAUAACGCCGAUAGUCUCUUCUUUCAAUCGCACAUCAUCUCUCCGGUGCUAACCGGCGGCGAUGGUGGUCUGUCAGCUAGUCCGGAACUUAGUCGAAUAUCGGAACUAAACUCGCUCAACAACGAGCUGAGCAACAACAACACGAACCUGCUGUUUGACAACCACAUGCAGCAAGCCGUUCAGCAACAGCAACAACAGCAGCAGCAGCAGCAGCAAAUGCACCAAAAUCAGCAUCAACAUCAACAUGCAGCCGCUGCGGCAGCGCUGGUUGCGGCCGCCGCCAAGGGUUCCAACUCAAACCACCCGUACUCGAUGUCCCCGCUCGUUACCUCCGAGAUGGGCCGGCUACGGGAGGAGCUUGCCAACAAGAACGCACAAAUGAUGAACUGGGAGGUGAUGCAGGCCACGAACGCAUGCGAGGCGUGGAAGGCGCAGAUGGAGGAGAGCAACCGGAAGACCGUGAUAGCCGAACAGCAGCGCGACGAGGCCCUGUCACACGUGAAGGCGCUCAAGGAAAAGAUGGAACACAUGAGCAUCACCGGCAACAGCACGGCCAACUUCCGAACGACAGACUUUAGGGGAAUGCCGCUGCAAAAGUUGAAGAACAUCCAGGCCAAGCUGCGCGCCGAAAUCGAGGAGGUCGAAAAGGUCCUGUACCUGGAGACCGCCACCAAGUGUAUGAAGUGCGAGGAGAACAAUCGAAGCGUGACGCUCGUGCCGUGCAAUCACUACGUGCUGUGCGACUCGUGCGCGGUAACUCAGCGCGAGUGCCCCUAUUGCCAGACGCCGGUCACGUCGCAGGCGUAAACCCCACCCCCACAAUCGCGUCUCAAUAGCUGAGACAUCAUUUGAUCGACUUCCAAGCAACCGAUCAACUGAUUGAAACUGUCUGUAUUUCCUGCUUUUUUUUUUUAGGAGGAGUCACGUCCUCGUUCGAACUAUACCCUGUACUCUGUAAUUAGUUUUUGCGUGAAUUCUUGCAAAAAGUGAUAUUUUCGUACCGACAAGUAACAAACUGACGAAAGUGAACAAAAAUUCACUAUAAACACAAAUCCACACAACGCAAAGCAAAAGCCCAUUGAACUGAUGAUUCGCAGAAAAGGGAGAAAACGCGAACGUUAAGUAGAUUUUUUUUGUAAUUUUUACACAACCUGACAUUUGCUUUGCUUGAUUUCCCGUUUAGAAUCGAAUCGCGUUUCUAUCUCUAGGGAAAACAUAGAACUUUACACAAACAAAAAAUGACAGGGACGAUCGAAUUGCUUUGUUUCCUUUUGCACGCGUUUAGUGCACGUUAACUUAUUUUCCUUAAUUUUUAUACAAAAGAAUAAGAAAUAAUUUGGGGAAGUCAGAAGAAGCAUAAAACCCGCUUAGAUGACUAGCUUUUAUUUUCCAAUUAGUAAGCAAUCUGAUUUGUACAACGCGAUCGAAAGUGCGCGCGCAACAAAACCCGUUCGUAUUAGUUUUCAGAAAUGAAAUUGCAUUUGCUCUUUAUACUUUGUAAUAGGAAAUAAAAUACAAAAUACAAAUCAAUACAAACUAUGAUUACGAACAGGAUGUGUGAACUAGGAAUGUAGGAAAACAAAUAAUAAACAAGAGACGAUUUAUAAAUAAAAAUGAUAUAUAAAUAUUUAUAAUUUAUUUUUGCUAUCUAAUUUAACAAAUCUUUAGGGUAAUCCAAUUUGUUUUUGUUUAUUGCCUGUAGCCACUUUUUUAUAUGAAAAACAAAAAAAAAGAGAAAUUUUUUGCUUGUGCGCGAGUCGCACACGGCCAUCAAACUUGUGAGGCAAUGCAAAAGCAAGAAAGAAAGAGAAGUGAAAUGAACGCGACGCAACACGUUAGAAAAAAUUGCAUAUUCCUUAUUAUUCUCUUAAUGUAAAACAAAACAAAUCUUAAAACAAAACUAUAUUAUUAUAUACGGCAGAUCAAUUGAAUAUUAUUACUCUCAUAAUCCUAUUUGAAGAGAUAGGUAGCGAACUAAAUGAAUAAUAAAUAAAAUACACGAGAAAGAAGAAUGGCCGAAAGCGCAGAACAAAACAUACACAAAAACUGUGAAAUGUAGCAUUAUAGAGAGAGAUGGGGGAGAAACUACGCGGAAGAAAAUCGAGUGUUGUUAACCCUUUUCUUGCAAAGUGUUGUUAGGAUGAAGAACAAGAUUGAUUUUAUAAUGAUAACCAUCACAGAUACAAAGAAAACAAACAUAUUAACUCUUUGGUUUUAUUUUACUCCUCUUCCUUGGUUUCCUUUUUUUUUCUCUUUCUGAUGUCUUUGUUGGUCGAUCUCUACACGUCGCUUUUAUUAGAAAAAAAAACUACCUUUCAUUUAACUAGUCAACACUCGCAACAUGUGUUAUUCGUAACAGUCGAAUAAACUUGGUCAUAUUUGGCUCAUUCUAUUAGAUAUCUUUCUUUCGACUCCUGAUUUUGAGUAACAAUGUAUGAGUUUCAACGGCUAUUAUUUUUAACUAGAUACCACAUUUAUGUAAAAUUCUCGAUUUCAGUCGAUUUUGAAACUGUUUGCGAAUGCUCCAAUUUCCAUUCAGUCGGGGCUGUAGUUAUGACGUGUUAUGAGUUUCCUGGUCGCCUUUUUUCAGUCCUUAUCAUCGACGUGCAAGAUGAUGCUUUGAUCCGUCAAGCCCAGGCCUCGUGUUUGGUUUUUGAUCUUUUGGUUGAGGAAGCCAGUUCCGGUUUCGUCACUCGGCUUGGCCAGGGUUUGCAGAGAGUAUUUUUCAGUGUUCAUCUUGGAUCAUGGACCAUUGGUUUCAGUUGAAAGCAGAAGAUAAACGUUUUGUGUUUUUCAGUAUUCCACUCUUGGCAGGAUUUUUCAAAGAUUUUGCAAGGUUUGACGACGUUAUGUCAGCGAGGCAAAAGCAUCUUUCUCUGUCUGAUGAAAUUGCACAUUUAAAAUAAACAGUUUUUUCAGUCUGCACUUUGCUGACUGUUUCUGUCAAAUAAAAACAAUCAAUCAAUCAAUCAAAGCAAUUUGUAUUUUUUUUCUUAGCGUUAUGAUGUGAAACUGAUAGAAAACUGUCAGCUUACUGAGAUCAAAGUAGUCCUAACGAGCACGAUUUCGACCGACCAUUUGAAUUCACACAGCCGCCAAAAAACAAGGCCUAAUGAGUUGCUUUGAGUUACAUUUAAAAAAAAUUGUUUUGGUUUUUUUUUCGUUUAAUUCCCAAGUUUCGCACCUUUUUUACUAAAACACUGAACCGAGCAUAUUCCUGCAAUGUUACAAACUCGCCGUGAAACUACAUCUCUCAAGCAAACAAACAAUAGAUAGCCCACGUUUCGACGAUAGUAGUAUGUUGAUAGCAAACAAAGAACCGAGAUCCCAUCAAGAUUUUCUACAUAGAUAAAAACAAAACAAUAAAUCAACAAAACGCUAACAAUUCCCUCGAAGAACAGUAGCAAACACACACAGAUUCCUAUCAAGUCAGCGAAUAAGUAGAAGGUACUAAACAAAUCGUAGCCCGUUUUACACAGUCACAAUGAAGGAAGAAUAGGAAGAAGAAAUAAUGAGCAGCAGACGCCGAGGGCAAUCUCAGCAGCGGAGACAGCGGCAGCCACCUAACACUACACAUAUAUUUUCGAUAAAUAUUUACGGAAAAGUAUAUUCUUCUAACGUCCCCUUUGAAAAUCGUACAGCGUCGUUGAUUGAUACGAUACUUUCAAUAGUGAAGAGAGCUCUUAGGCUUAAAAUAGACGGGCCCCUCGAACAAUUUUAAGCUACCUUUGAUAGGAGAAGUUUCAAAAAGUAUCGUUGUCUGUUUGAACCAAUAGGGGAAAUAUACCAUUUCUCAGCCUAUUUCUAUUAUCGGCCUAUCAGCACUUUGAUCAUGAAUUACAGCUUUCAUAAAGUGUUUUUGACUGUUCCAAGGUAAUAAAUAGCUCAAACAAAAGUGAGCUAGCAACUCUCCAGUGUUGAUAUAUCUGGAAAUGUUUGCAAAACAGCAAAAGUGAUGAAAAUUGGUCGAACGGCUUAGACUGAUUUAUAUGGGUAUAUUUCCCCUAGUACAUAGUACACGAGACUUUGCCGAAUCAAAAUUUGAUAUUAUUUUCAAGCUGACGGUAAAAUUGGGUCUGUAUAUGAUUUAAUGCCUAAUUUUACCAUCCUGAUCACCUGCUUAAAGUUCUCACGUAUCCAUAUUAGGCUGUAACAAAAUGAGCCCAAAUCCCAAAUAUGAGCUUGAUUGGUUGCGACAGGGCCUAGCGCGUUGUCCUUUUGAAGCUGAAAUGAAAUUCAACCCGUAAAAUCGGUGUAAUAGUAAUAUAAAUUCUGUAACCUUCAAAAUAGUUGACAAAUCACAAACACAAACUAUGAGCUGGUGAGGUUUUUGAAAGAUUCCAAAAUCGUUAAGUGGCUCAAAAUUGGCAAAAACCGAAAUGCAACGAUUUAAGGUUUAAAUCUCAUUUAAACUUCAUAGUUGAAUCGCCAGGUCCUAUAGUAACCAAUCUAGCUAAUUUUUGGGAUUCGGGCAUAGUACAUCUAGCGGAUCAUGCCCUGAAAUGCUCGCAUUAUUAACCCGUUUUGUUACAUCCUAAUCCAUAUGGUUUCCCGUUUGAAUUGCUUCCCUCGUCACCCAUCGUAGUAGGCAUUAUUUACAAUAAAAAUUAAAUAAAACAUUGUACCCACCGCACGUGUCAAAGGUUGGUGACGAUCUCCCAAUUUUCUCAAAAUCAACAGCUCGAAAAAAACAACGUGAAUUUGCCAAAUUAACAUGAAAUCAGUUGAUAUUUCAGUUUAACAAAAUAUUGCGCCGCUCAAAUUUUGGUCUAACCGGUAACAACACAUCCAGAACGAGGGAAGAUUCAUUGCGUAGAGUAAACAACUUUUUCCAUGAUACAACAAUUAAAUAAUGCAUUGUUCUAUUUUUUCAGCAUUCCUCGUUUUGUUUUAAUUUAUUUCUGAAAACUAAAGGCUUUUUCAAAUAUCUCAAACUUGCAUUUUUUUUAUCUGUAUAUUCGGCGGUAGCUAAAACAAUUUCCAAAAUGAAUUCAAAAUGAAUUAUGUUUUCUACUCGAAUAUAUUUUUGACACAAUGCGACUGUAAUUACAAAUACUUCAAUGAACGCUAUCAUAACGUACACGUUACACUUUUAUGUUUAUCUCGAUUACCAAUCCAUUAAUUAUUUUGUUUUGUACAUUUUUCUCGUGAAAUGAUACAAAUAAUAUCUUAAAAAUCGUCAAUCUAGAAAUUUUCUUACGCUUCACUUUUAAAGUACCCUGUUAGACAUUUUUCUUGCUUUUAUUCGGUCUCUUUUUUCAUAGUUUAAACCCAUAAAAAUCUCAUAUAAUUAAUUUGUUUUGCUUUACUUUUUUAUUGCUUCAUAGGUAGGAAGUUUAACAAAUUAUUUUCAAACUAAAAUUCUAUAAAAACAGACGAUCGAAAUCUGAUGAAAAAAUAUUUAUAGUGAUAUUAACAAAACAGAAUCAAUGAUUGAUAUAAUUAUAAAAGUUUUAAAAUGUGGAAUGGAAAAAAUAAAUAUUGUGAAGCUAUAUACAUAUAUAUUUAUAAUUUGUAUAUAAAUAAGAGACAAACAAAUUACUAGGAAACUAAACAAUUCAAAAAAGCACAGUGCGGUGCGAAACAACAGAUUUUUAUGAAUGACAAUGAAAAGAGCAGAGCAGGGGAGGGAUGAUUAAAUUGAUAAAGCAACAAUUAAUGCAUGUAGCCACAGCAGUUUGUGAGAGCAAUAGUUAUUCGAUCCAGCGGUAACAAACCCCGAACCCCGUUAGAAAUUUUGGAAAGCGUCAACAACUGCAAACACGAAAAUCAAUAACAAAUUGUUAGUAUGGCGAUGAAAGAGAAAAGGAAAAAAAAACAAGAAAACACGCAAAAACAGAACAUGAAAAAGUGCGGUUGAUCAAAAGAAGGAAGUUCGAAAAUUGAUGAUAAUAUAUUUUAUAGAUUAUGGUAACAAAUUAUUAAAAAGAUGACGAUAAAAUGAAAUAAAAACGCAGAGGACAAGAAUCCAGUGAUUGAAUAUAAACAAAUGAUUCAAAAUAUUAUAAAUGCAAGAAAGCACUAUAUUAUAUAUGUGAAUGAAAGGAAGAAAAUUAGAAUAUACCAGAUAAUACAAAAUAGAAUAUUAUUAUUGAAAUAUAAACACUAUUAGGAUUUCCAAUUUAAACAAUGAACGCUAUGUUUAGAAUAACAAAAUACAUAAAAUAACUAAAAUCGUGAAUGAGCAAAUAAACAAUAAUUCAUUAAAACAUCUCUAUGUGCAUCAAAUACCAACAAAAUUAAAUGAAGAAAAUAGGUUUAUAUUUGUUUCAAACAUGCUUCUUUUUACAGUUGAAUGAGUUUAAAGGGAUUUUCAGCGAUAUGGUUUAAAUUCAAACAAUUAAACAAUCACUUUUUUAUGUCAGCAUCCUUAUUUGUGGGAAUUUUUUUGUUUGCGAAAAAUGUACUUUUAACUUACAAACAUUUCAGCAGUCAAUUUCUGUUCUCGUUAUUCAAUGUUGGCGCAAAAGAAAGAAAAAACAAGUCUUACAGAAUAAAAUAUCGAAAUCGAAACAUAAAAAAGUAGCUAUGAUCAAUAAUAAAAUGUAGAGCAGAAUAUUUAAUAAAAAAAAAAACAGCAAAAUGUGAUUAGUUCUAGUUAGUAGCGAAACAAAAGAAA